AUGAGCGCGUUGUAUGCGCGCGCGUCCGGGUCCGGUAUUCCGUCGAACAGGUCGCGUGCGCGCGAUGUUGUGCUCGAACUGCCGGUGGUGGUGGUCGAGGUGGCGCGGACGUGGAGAGGAGGUGGGCACCCGGAGGACGGCGAGAUCGACAAGAUGGGCGACAAGCUCCGGGACCACAAAAACUUCUUGGCUGAUGUUGACAGGAGGAACGAUACCAUUCAAGAGUGGGUGGGGCAGCUCAAGCGUGCCAUGUAUGAAGCUACCGACAUCCUCGACCUCUGUCAGCUCAAGGCCAUGGGGCGUGCAUCAUCUACUGCUCUAGACGCAAGGUGUUUCAACCCCUUGCUCUUCUGCAUGCGGAAUCCCUCCCAUGCUCAUGAGAUCGGCACCCGCAUCAAGACGCUCAACAAGAAGCUUGACUACAUCAAGGAGCGAAGUGCUGCUUUCAACUUCGUCAAUCUCGGGUCCUAUGCAGAUCAUAACAACAAUGCCCAUGGCUUUCGCCAUUGUAAUACAAGUCGGGAGACGGUAGGUGACUUCGACCGGUCAGCUAUUGUUGGAGACAAGAUUGAACAAGACACAAGAGCACUGGUGGCCCAGAUCAUGCGGACGGGAAUGGAUGUCAACAAUGGCAUCAUGGUGGUUGCUAUUGUAGGUGUUGGUGGGAUCGUCAAGACCACCCUCGUCCAGAAGGUCCUCAAUGACAAGGCAAUCCAAGGAAGCCGAAUCCUCGUCACUACCAGAGAUGAAGUUGUUGCCCGAGGGGUGAAAGCUGGCCGUACCACCAUGUCGACAUAUUAG
Molecule: messenger RNA, 801 nt
Organism: Triticum aestivum (bread wheat)
Lineage: Eukaryota; Viridiplantae; Streptophyta; Magnoliopsida; Poales; Poaceae
Product: disease resistance RPP13-like protein 4
Exons: 3
Coding region: 1-801 (266 amino acids)
Source: RefSeq, a predicted model, not a curated record